Messenger RNA from Plutella xylostella (diamondback moth), 1270 nucleotides. Its product is annotated as cytochrome c oxidase assembly protein COX18, mitochondrial. Gene Ontology annotation, biological process: protein insertion into mitochondrial inner membrane from matrix; mitochondrial respiratory chain complex IV assembly. The record is from RefSeq and is a predicted model, not a curated record. Gene Ontology annotation, molecular function: membrane insertase activity. Gene Ontology annotation, cellular component: mitochondrial inner membrane. NCBI's taxonomy places the organism in Eukaryota, Metazoa, Arthropoda, Insecta, Lepidoptera, Plutellidae.
UUUUGUUGAGGUUAUGUUUUUAGUUAAGUACAAUAAUAAAAUUUUGUUUCGUAAAGGCAGGAUUUACGAUAAUUUGCUGUGCAGUGUGCACUGUGCAGACAUAAAUACAUCUUUAACAUGACGAAUUGUUGUAAAAUUGCUCUUUAUGUGCAGAAGAACUUUUCAUUACAACAAAGAUCAUUCAGUGCGCUUUGUGAUGUUAGAAGACAUAAAAUAGAUCUCACAAGACAGACUCCAAUACUUUUGCAAAAGCCACCCAUUACCACUACAAUGACUGAAAGAAGAAGUUUCUCUUUAGAAGGCUUUGUUGCAUGGCAAGAGAAAACAUAUGCCAGUAUAUCAAAUAGUGGUUUGGUUAAUGUCAUGCAAGAUGGACUUUUGUAUUUCCACGACACUACCGGCCUUCCCUGGUGGGCUACUAUCGUCGCUGCAACAGUCCUUGUGCGGACUGGAAUGACACUGCCUCUCACUGUGUACCAAUAUUACAUACUAGCCAAAGUAGAAAAUAUUAGCCUAGAAUUAAAGGAGCUUGUAGAAGAAUUAAAAAGAGAAACAGCAAUUGCUAAGAAAGUCUACAAAUUAACAGAUAAACAAGCCAUGAUACUGUACAAAAGAUCCCUGAAGAAACAGUGGAAUGACCUAAUAGUGAGAGACAAUUGCCAUCCAUUCAAGUCAAGCCUGGUGAUGUGGCUUCAAAUACCAAUAUGGGUAUGCAUGUCAUUUGCGCUAAGAAACUUAGUUUACAUGCAGCCAAUCAGUGAUGCGGCUGCAUUAAUCACAUUUACAGAAUUAUCUGUUGGAGGUUUAGGAUGGAUUCCAAACUUGACUGUGCCAGACCAUUCUCUAGUCAUUCCUAUUGCGUUUGGUCUGACAAACUUAGCACUGAUAGAGAUACAGAGGAUGUCCAAGCUGAGGCAGCCAUCAAGAGUGUAUAAUAUAUUUACUAAUGUAUUCAGGGUAUUCUCAAUAGUGAUGAUACCUGUGGCGGCAAGUGUCCCGUCCUGCAUGUGCUUGUACUGGAUGACGUCCAGCAGCUACGGUCUUGUGCAGAACUUGGUCCUGCUCUCUCCAUCCCUGAGAAGAAAGUUAAGAAUUCCACUUGCACCCAGUGAGCUUGAAGAACCCUAUAAACAUUUAAAAGACGAGUUCAGACACAAACUGCAAAGAUUUCCCUUACUAAGAAAAUAGAUACUUUGUUAUAUGUAGAUAUAAGAGUUAAUUUAUUUAUAAGUUUAAGUAGUUUGAAAUAAAUGAAAUGUUAUGAGAAGCA